Molecule: messenger RNA, 1658 nt
Organism: Plectropomus leopardus (leopard coralgrouper)
Lineage: Eukaryota; Metazoa; Chordata; Actinopteri; Perciformes; Serranidae
Product: histamine N-methyltransferase
Molecular function (GO): N-methyltransferase activity
Source: RefSeq, a predicted model, not a curated record
CUCUCCGGACACACCCGCUCCUGCACGACAUAUUAUUUGCCAUGGCAUCUCCACUCAAGAGUCUGGUUUAUGAUGAUAGCAGGUACCAGAAAUCCUUCCAGCUUUUUCUGGAGCGCUCCUCUGAGCAUCAGUGUAUGCGGGACUUCAUCCACAAUAUGCUGCCAGAUAUACUGGCCAGUGUCGGAGGUGGAAAGCCCCAUCUAAAUGUCAUUGGAGUUGGAAGUGGAGCUGGUGAGAUUGACCUCGAGAUGCUCUCCCAGCUCUGUCAGAAGCACCCGGGGGUGACGGUGGAUAACGAGGUGGUGGAGCCGAGCAGCAUGCAGCUUAAUAAAUACAAAGAUUUGGUGUCAAAGAAGCCUGAUUUAGAUUACAUCAAAUUUUCCUGGAAUGAGAUGACUGCCUCUGACUUUGAGGAGCAGUGGCGAGUGAAAAAGAUGACUAAGAAGGCUGACUUCAUUCACAUGAUACAGAUGCUGUACUAUGUGAAGGAUCCUGCAGCUACCGUCAGCUUCUUCCAAAGUCUCCUUGACAAGAAUGGGAAGCUUCUUAUCAUGCUCGUGUCUGGUGACAGCGGUUGGGGAAAGCUGGGGAGGACCUACAGCAACCAGCUCUGUCACACAGAAAUAAGUCAAUGUGUGACCACCGGAGAUAUCAAAAGCUUCCUGGAUUCCAAGGGAGUGAGGUACCAGAGCUACGAGUUGCCAUCUCAAAUGGAUAUCACCGAGUGUUUCACUGAGGGGGAUGAAAAGGGAGAGCUGCUGCUUGAUUUCCUCACUGAGGUGCAGGACUUCAGUAAGACAGCCCCACCGGAGCUGAAAGCUGGUGUCUUGGACUUGCUUCGGGACCCAGACUGUAGUGUGGAGUCCAAUGGUAGAGUAAUCUUUAACAACAACCUUGGAGUGAUAGUUGUAGAUUCGCUCACUUAGAGACAAAUGAUAAAUAUAAUGAAUGUGAAAUUGCAGCAGAUAAAUAACAUAAUUGAAUUACUUAAAAAAAAAAAAAAAAAGGUUUCAAAUUGUACGGUGUAUAAUUUAUUGGAUGUAAUUAACAGGAUUUUUACCUGUGUGGGACAUGCCUUGUCCUAGAUGAUCAGUUACAUUUUCUAUGGACAGUUGUUUUGUUUCUAUAUCAAUAUUAUUUCUUAAUUCUAUUUUUAUCCUUGUGCAAAAUGAAAAUGGCUGGAUUGUGAUUUUCUUUUUCUUAACAAAUGUUGUGUCAUUGUUAUUAGCCACCCAACAUUUCCCACAAAAUGUGAAGAUUAGAGUUUUAAUCAGCUUCAGACAAGAGCCUCAGAUCCCACUGUGAUAGCAUUUUUAAUGGGCUACAGCUGGCAGGCUGUGCUACCAAUGACAUUACGCUAUUGCUCCCAUUUGAUCAUAUUACUUUGGAAGUAUAAAAAUAAAUGGAAAGUUUAACAUUUAAUUUUCUGUGGAGACUGAGGUGCUAGGUUUAGGUGGGAUGGACACUCCUGUGGGAAUGUCUGAAUUUUGUGUCUUUGAUUUUGAAUGUCAUAUAAUGAAAUUAUUAUGGAUUACAUUUACACCAAUGAGAAAAACAUCAUUAGACAAAUUAACCAUAUGCAGGAUAUGUUCAUGCUUGCCUUUCUCCUUUGCAUAGUGGUUGUUAUAAAACACAGGCUGUACAGGCGAAUUGACUGG